Molecule: messenger RNA, 2418 nt
Organism: Branchiostoma belcheri (Belcher's lancelet)
Lineage: Eukaryota; Metazoa; Chordata; Leptocardii; Amphioxiformes; Branchiostomatidae
Exons: 8
Coding region: 16-2418 (800 amino acids)
Source: RefSeq, a predicted model, not a curated record
UCCGAUAAGCGUUGGAUGACGGCUGUCUUCCUUCUGCUCUGCCUUACACCAACUAUAACAGCGACUGUAUCAUACGAGGAUCUCUUUACCAAGGAGGAAGGUCACUUUUUCGGUGAUUCGUCUGACCACAUAACAGCGUACGACAACAUAGACGCAGAAGAGUGUGCCCGCCGCUGUCUGCAAGAUCACGGCGGCUAUGAUGACGUCAAUCCGACAUGUCUGUCCUUCAACCAUCGCCCUGCCGGAUCGCCAGAGGGCGGCAGUGCACGGUGUUGGAUCAGUAGUUCUGACAAGGACACGGCGGCAUCUCCUGGUCCUGAGUGGGACAGUUGGCCUUACCGAAAUUACUACCAGAGGAAACACAUUCUGGCGCCCCAAGAUUGUACUGACGUGUUCGCACUCGGGAUUCAGUACAGUCAUGUUUACACCAUCGGCCACCCACAACCAUUCCAAGCCUACUGUGACAUGGACACUGAUGGCGGAGGCUGGACGGUCAUACAGCGGCGUCAGGACGGGUCUGUGCCGUUUGACAGGACUUGGACUGAGUACGAGCAGGGAUUCGGCAAUUCUAGUGGGGAAUACUGGCUGGGAUUGGGGAACAUUCACAGCCUGACAAUACAGAAACAAAACGAACUGUACGUGUACUUGGAAGACUGGGAAACGAACAGCCGGUUUGCGCGGUACAGCACGUUUUCUGUGGGAGAUGCCAGCAGCAAGUACACGGCAACAAUCGGCGGGUACAGCGGGGAUGCAGGUGAUAGUUUGGACCCGUCCACUACACGUCACAGCAUCAACAGCAGACAGUUUUCUACAACAGACCAGGAUAACGACGGUAUCAGUACCGACUGUGCGCGUCGAUUCGGACAAGGAGGCUGGUGGUACACUCCAAGUUGUGGCAGGGCCAUGUUGAACGGGCAGUAUCUGACAGGCUGCUCAGUACCUUCAGCUUACUGCUCCAGUGCAGAUGGAAUCAUCUGGUACACUUGGUUGGGCUACAAUUAUUCAAUGAAGAAAACGGUCAUGAUGAUCAGACCAGCUGAUUUUCCAGUGUCAUCAUUCAGACCAUGUGAGAAUGGGAGAAACCUGACAUCUGGACCGGAGGAUUCCGGACUGUUCAUCUGUGCAUGUCCUGCAGGGUGGAAUGGCACGUUUUGUGAUAAGGAGUGUCAUGACGGCUUGUACGGAGCCGGCUGUACCCAAACCUGUCACUGUGCAGCCGGACCAACAGCCUGUAACAAGACGACUGGGGUAUGUACUGGAGGGUGUCUGGACUUCUGGGCUGGGGACUCUUGUCAAACACGUGAAGAUACUGUCCCGUGGUCAGAUCUCUUUUUUAAGGAUGUAGGUCGCUUCUUCGGUGACUCUCCGGACCUCAUAACGGCAUACAACGACAUAGACACAGAAGAAUGUGCCCGUCGCUGUCUGCAAGGUUAUGGCAGCUAUGAUGGCGUCAAUCCGACAUGUCUGUCCUUCAACCAUCGCCCUGCCGGAUCGCCAGAGGGCGGCAGUGCACGGUGUUGGCUCCGUAGUUCUGACACGGACACGGCGGCAUCUCCUGGUCCUGAGUGGGACAGUUGGCCUCACCGAAAUUACUACCAGAGGAAACACAUCCUGGCGCCCCAAGAUUGUGCUGACGUGUUCGCACUCGGGAUUCAGUACAGUCAUGUUUACACUAUCGGCUACCCACAACCAUUCCAAGCCUACUGUGACAUGGACACUGAUGGCGGUGGGUGGACGGUCAUACAGCGGCGUCAGGACGGGUCUGUGCCGUUUGACAGGCCUUGGACUGAGUACGAGCAGGGAUUCGGCAAUACUAGUGGAGAAUAUUGGCUGGGAUUGGGGAACAUCCACAGUCUGACAACACAGAAACAAAACGAACUGUACGUGUACCUGGAAGACUGGGAAACGAACAGCCGAUUUGCGCGGUACAGCACGUUUUCUGUGGGAGAUGCCAGCAGCAAAUACACGUCAACGAUCGGCGGAUACAGCGGGGAUGCUGGUGAUAGUUUGUACAAUUCCAAUUCACGUCACGGCAUCAACACCAGACAGUUUUCUACAACAGACCAAGAUAACGACGGCGUCAGUACCGACUGUGCUGCUACAUUCGGACAAGGAGGCUGGUGGUACACUCCAAGUUGUGGUUACGCCUUGUUGAACGGACAGUAUCUGACAGGAUGCUCAGUACCUGCUCCACCGUCCUGCUCCCAUGCAGAUGGGAUCGUCUGGAGCACUUGGUUGGGUCACAGAUAUUCAAUAAAGAAAACAGUCAUGAUGACCAGACCAGCUGAUUUUCCUGUGUCAUCAUUCAGACCAUGUGAGAAUGGGGGAAACCUGACAUCUGGACCGGAGGAUUCCGGACUGUUCGUCUGCGCAUGUCCUGCAGGGUGGAAUGGCACGUUUUGUGAUCAGGGUAAUUAA